AUGGAGAGGCUGUCUCCUGCAGCUACAAAGACAAUGAUCAGUGUACAACGGAUGUCCAUUGUUUUUUUGGUGAUCCACCUCUGUUUUACAGUGGCUGCUUCGGGACAACAGCUGCAACAGGACCAGAUUUUAAAGACUAGGAAAGAGAAACAGAGUGUCUCCUUCAGCUGCAAAGUUACUGGUUCGUGUUUUGGUAACACAGUCCACUGGUACCAGAAGGGAGAGGGUAAACCCUUCUCUCAGAUUUUAUACAAAGUUUUAAAUGCCAAUUCUUUCACCCGUGAUAACACUCAUCCUCAGACAGCAGAUUUCUCUGCCAUGGGUAAGUCUGACUCCAGUGAGCUGAAGAUCCAGUCAGUUAAAGUGUCCCAUUCUGCCACCUACUACUGUGCCUGCUGGGACUCGUCAACCCACAUAGCUGCUUCAGGACAACGGCUGCAAAAGGACUCGAUAUCAAAGACUAGGAGAGAGAAAGAGAGCGUCUCCUUCGACUGCAAAGUUACUGGUCGGUGUGGUAACCUGGUCCACUGGCUCGAAUUUGGCUCUGGCACGACACUUUAUGUGACAGACGGCAUUCAACGAAAACCCAAAGUGACGCUGUACUCAGCGUCCAACUCUGAGUCGAAUGAGAAGACCACCCUGCUAUGUCUGGCUAGAGACAUGUUUCCAGACUUGGUCAAGAUCUCAUGGAAGAUUGAGGAAGCAAACGGCGGAAGAACGGAGGUGCCCAAAGCAGAGAGGGAACAGCUGGAGCAGAGGGAGGAAGAACAGACGACCAGUAUGAUCAUCAUUGAUAAAGAGAAUACGUACAGGAACAAAUACAUCUGUUCUGUGGAGCAUGAAUGGGGUGCUCAACAUUUUGACAUCCCAAAAGAUACUCCAACCACCAUCUCUGCACCAGCGUUCAGAAAUGACACGCAGGAGUCACUGACUCUGCAGUGUACCGAAGAUUCCUUCCAGUCAACGUGCAGUCUGAACCUGGCCUCUCUGGUUUACACAGUGAUGAUAGUGAAAAGCAUGGUGUACUGCUGUGGGCUCUCUCUCCUGCUGCACAACAGGAUCCUGGGAAGAGGACCCAGCAUCUGAAGACCUAUAUGAGGAAAAUAAUUUAUGUGCUUUUUUACAUUGAUACAAUGUUGUUGUUGUUUUUUUUUUUUUUUUUACAUUGAUACAGCUUGCAUGACAUUUUCCUUGCCUAACACAGCCGGCUCAAAUUAACCAAGUUGCUCAAAAUAACCAUAUUAUUUCAGAAGAGGAUGCCUUUGUGAACAAAAUGUUGCAACAACAAUGGAUCUGUAAAUGAUUGUAAAAUACAUUUUUACAGUUCCGUGCUGUUUUCGGUGAAAAAAGGUUACUUAAAACCCCCAAAAUAUUGCAUCUCUUUACUAUAAGAUCAUCUAUUCAUAUUUGGGAAAAUGUUAUUUAAUUUAAUCUCAUCAGAAGCGGAACAAUAAGAUUGUAGGUUCACCAAUGAUCUGUUUUCAACUUGUUUGCUUCAAUGUGCAUGUUCCCGACGCAGAUGUUGAGCCUAGACUUAAUAGUGGUGGGAUAAUAUGGUUCAUGUUUCUUUGGUGUUCCAAGGACAUGUGAAACGGUAGUUACUGGAAACAAGAUAUAGCUAGCUGCAGAACCACAGCUUGAGUGUGUGAAGAGAUGGUUAUCCAAAGCUGCUGGAUGAUUCACUUGGCCUUGAUCUGUUUUUACCUCUAGUAGUGGGUUCACAGCUCUUGCCAUCAAAUUGAAGAAUAUGAUAGCGAUGGCAGACGAGUCCGUAAUGGUAGUUUAUGGUUCUUGCAUUUGUAGAAUUAUAGUUCUAUGGCAAAACAAACUUUUUACACUUUUGUUUAUGUGUACGUUUUACCUUGAAACAAUCAAAUGAAAUUAAAUCAAGGUUGGAGAGUUUAAUUUGUUUUUAACAUAUAUAUUUUGCAAGGAAAUGAACAUUGUUAUCAAGAGAAGUAUUUUCCAUGUUAUUGUCAUGUUAUUACCAUUUAUUCUGUGCUUCAAUGUAAAAGUGCUACCGAAAUGUCUUAUUAAUUGUUUUCUUAUCUCUACAUCGAAACCAUGAAAUAACACAUAUGGAAUCACAUAGUAACCAAAAAAAUGUUAAAUAAAUAUAUUUGAGAUUUGAGAUUCUUCAAA
Messenger RNA from Oncorhynchus kisutch (coho salmon), 2142 nucleotides. RefSeq lists its product as uncharacterized. NCBI's taxonomy places the organism in Eukaryota, Metazoa, Chordata, Actinopteri, Salmoniformes, Salmonidae. The record is from RefSeq and is a predicted model, not a curated record. Bases 1 to 1086 code for a protein of 361 amino acids. The transcript has 7 exons.